Messenger RNA from Trichoderma gamsii, 120 nucleotides. RefSeq lists its product as hypothetical. The record is from RefSeq and is a predicted model, not a curated record. The transcript is spliced from 2 exons. Bases 1 to 120 code for a protein of 39 amino acids. NCBI's taxonomy places the organism in Eukaryota, Fungi, Ascomycota, Sordariomycetes, Hypocreales, Hypocreaceae.
AUGGCGGCCGCUGCUGGCGUCAUGGCGAUCCUGGAGUCGACUUAUAACAGCCUGGAUCUGGAAGCUAUUCUGGAGUUGUAUGCGGACGACGCCAGAUUCUCGGCCCAUUCGGCGGGCUAA